Messenger RNA from Pocillopora verrucosa, 447 nucleotides. NCBI's taxonomy places the organism in Eukaryota, Metazoa, Cnidaria, Anthozoa, Scleractinia, Pocilloporidae. The record is from RefSeq and is a predicted model, not a curated record.
AUGACCAUUCACCUCUUCGGAGCAGGUUCAUCUCCUGGUUGUUGUAACUUCACAUUGAAGAAGACCACUGAUGACCAUGAGCAAGAAUUUGGUUUCAAACCAGCCGAGUUCCUGAGGAAAGAUUUCUAUGUUGAUGAUGGCCUCAAAUCUGUACCUUCUACAAGUGAUGCAAAGGAGCUCAUAUGCGAGACUAAAGAGAUGUCUUGGCCAAGAGGAUUUAAUCUGCAUAAAUUUACAAGCAACAAGAGAGAAGUCAUCGAGGCCAUACCGGUCGAAGAUGGUGUGAAAGGUUUAAAGGAGUUGAAUCUUGAGAAGGACGAACUGCCUAUGGAAAGAGCACUUGGUGUGGGUUGGUGCAUCAAGUCAGACACCUUCAAGAUCCAGAUUGUGAUGCAAGAUUGCCCUUUUAUGCAAAGAGGAAUUCUAUCUACAAUUAGCAAUGACUAG